This is a messenger RNA of Amaranthus tricolor (Joseph's coat), 708 nucleotides long. RefSeq names its product albumin-2-like. The record is from RefSeq and is a predicted model, not a curated record. The coding region runs from base 1 to 708 and encodes 235 amino acids. NCBI's taxonomy places the organism in Eukaryota, Viridiplantae, Streptophyta, Magnoliopsida, Caryophyllales, Amaranthaceae. The transcript has 3 exons.
AUGGUAGAUGAUGAGUUUUAUAGGUUGCCGGUCGCCGGAGAUCGGAACCUCGGCUCUGAUACCAAGUUCAUAAUAACAGAAGGAAGUUCAAAGGACUUUGUAACACAAUAUGAAGCCUUUACUUAUCAAACUAAUUCAAGAGCCAAAGUGAAUGAAUAUUCAUCUCUUAAGGACACAAUUUUUGGAGACAAAGGAAUAGAUUGUGCUUUCCCUUCUGUAGAAGAAGGAGUUGCAUUUAUCUUCUCCGAUAACCUUUGUGCCAAAUGGUCUUACGGUCUAAAAAACCCAAAGAACAAGCUCUUGGUAGGGCCUUCCCCAAUUGAAGAGGUAUUCCCUUAUUUGAAGGGUACUGUUUUUGCGAAUGGGUUGGAUGCUGCAUUUGAGACAUCACGUCCUUAUGAAUUUUACCUAUUUAAGGGAGAUAAUUAUGCUCGUAUCUUCUAUGAGGGUGCUGGAAAACUGUUGAACAGUAGCCCCAUACGCCAAAACUGGGUGACAUUAAGAGGGACUAUCUUUGAAAAAAGCAUAGAUGGUUCCUUUUCUUUGGAUCAUGAUACUUAUCCGAAUUCGGUAUACAUUUUUAAAGGAGAUACCUAUGCUCGUGUCACCUACACACCUGGCACCGCUACGGAGAAACUAGACAACUUGGCAAAAAUCAAGAGCUACUGGACUGGUUUAGGAAGCAUGUUGCCUCGUUCUAAUCAUUGA